GGUAGCUGCUGGAAUUCACACACACACAGACUCUCAAGCGCUCGCUGACUUUGGAUGGGAGGAGGAGGAGGCGGCGGAGGGGGGAGGCGGAGGAAAAGGGAGGUGGGUUUGGUGAGGACUGUGGGAAAGGAGCAUCCCGAGGCAGAGGAGGAAUCUCUGUCCGUCCGAGUCCAUGUCUCCACUCUGUUCCCGGCUCUCUUCUGUCAAAGACAGUGAGCGUCCUGCCUGUGCCACCUCUGGAUCUAACUCCGCUGGAUUACCCCUCAGACUCCGGGCUCAUUAUUCCAUGCUGCAGCUUUUAAAUGGGAGGCAAAGUUGGACCUCCGUGGACUGCCAAAAUGGUGACAAACAAUUUGAUUUUUCUUGUGCUUUUAAGAGCUUCCUAGCAUUCGCGAUGGUUUCCCUUUUUGUCACUAAAAGUGUUUUUAUAUGUAACAUUUUUUGAGCUUGUUUUGCUGCUUUUUAAUGUUAAAGUAGGACAGCUAUUUUGCAAUACAAUAUUUUAAGCUGGUAAAGCAGAUUUGGAUGUGAAAGAUGAGUGGAGAAGAGGGUUAGAGAUAUUUGUUUUCAUCUUUGAAAAGUCAACUGUUCUAACCUUGGUUUUAGUUUACACCUGAAAAUGUGACUGUGGUGCGUUUCCCUGCACUCUGUUACGGCUAGAUUUUUAUUUUUAGCAAGAGUUGAGGUUUUUAAAGUGGACUACAUGUGAACUCGCAUCUCUCCCAGAUCCUCCCUCUCAAAGGAAGCCAUCAAGCUAAACUCUUCCCUGUUAACCCACUUAGUAUCCUGAUCUCCCCCGUGGGAGCUUCUGCCAAAGCUCUGGGCCAUAGUAGAUUUUUUUCUUUUUUUGUGGAGAAUUUUAAAGCCAAAAGAGCAACAGAAGUACAGGGCAGGAAGACAACCCCCCUCCCCAAAAGUGAGAGGGGGGGAAGAUGGCAGCUCUCGCCAGCUCUCUCAUCAGACAGAAACGGGCGGUCAAGGACGAUCAGGCAAACCGACCGGUAGCCAACAAGCGCAAGCCCUGUCCUAAGAGCAACAAGUCCCUGUGCCAGAAACAGAUCCUGGUCCUGAUAUCCAAAGUUCGACUAUGCGGGGGUCGAAAAGGUCGAAACGAAAAAAGGCCAGAGCCGCAGCUGAAAGGCAUUGUUACCCGGCUCUUCAGUCAGCAUGGCUUCUACCUGCAGAUGCUGCCUGAUGGCUCCAUUGGCAGCACAAAGGAUGAAGGCAGCUCUUUUUCUCAGUUCAACUUAAUUCCAGUGGGACUGCGGAUUGUUGCAAUUCAAGGGACAAAAACAGGGCUGUACCUUGCCAUGAACGGUGAAGGAUACCUCUAUACCUCGGAGAACUUCACCCCGGAGUGUAAGUUCAAAGAGAGCGUGUUUGAGAACUACUAUGUCACGUACUCAUCCAUGCUCUAUCGUCAGACCCAGUCUGGCCGCUCCUGGUAUAUCGGUAUCAACCGAGAUGGUCAAAUCAUGAAGGGCAAUCGGGUAAAGAAGACCAAGGGGGCGGCACACUUUGUGCCUAAAGUCAUCGAAGUUGCGAUGUAUAAGGAGCCAUCUCUACACGAGCUCGCCAGCGAGCCAGUGAGUCCACCUCGGAAGACGGUGAGGACGUCAGAUUCACCGACCCUAAAGAACGGACAGAAAGAAGCUCCCAGGGCGGAUGCUUCCUAGCACAGGAGGAGGAGGAGGGUGGGAUGAAGGGUAGCAGUGACACUGGAGACACCGCUGUCCACGAGGCAGUGAGGAUGGCACGAGAGGGUACCACCCUCCCCAACACCGCAUCCCAUAAGUGCACUGCAAGUCAUUGAGGAACACAAGGGUCAGCAGUCCAUCAGCAGGAAGGGAGUCCCCGCCCUCAUCGGGAUCAGCCCAACAUCACAGCCAGAACUACACCCCUGUAGACCGUUUUGUUAUGUCAGUGUCUUUCGGUGACUUUUUAAUGUUCUUUUUUUUUUUUUGUCAAUUUUGGAUUUUUAAUUUAUUUUCUUAGCCACAUCAUCCUCCUUAACCACAAGGCCCUUUAUCAGCACAGUAGACGGGGACCCUGUGGGCCAGCUCGAUCUGCAGCCACCUACCAGCAAAACAAACCGUCAGGGUCAAGUGAAGUUCAAAGUCAGAUGGACCAGAUUAGGAUGGAAAGCAAUUUGCAGGAAGCUCGGGUCAGACCGGAUCUUUUACAGUUAAUCGCAUUAGAACUAAAACCAAUCAGUCGUGUUUUGAUUUUCAUCCGUGUCCGUGAUUACGAUGUGAUAAGAAUGAUACUCAAAAGGACACAUUUAAGGUCAGAAAAGAUGACAUUGAAAACUGGGGUUAUUUCCCAAACUAAAAAGUAGAAAUAAAAAUGACAUUGAAAACAUAAAAAAUAACAAGGAUUUUCAAAUAAACUCCAAAAAAGUAAAUUCAAACAGGGAUCAGUGAGUGUGCGCUGACUUGAUAAAGGGUGCAAAUAAGCAGCUGGGACUGAAGUCAAGCCCGGGACGGAUCUGAGCGGGAAAACCUGAAAGGGAACAGCGACGUUUACUUCACUCAGCAUCUGCUGUCAGCAUAAAGGCGAGUUUGAAGCCCCACAUCAAAGCCAGAGAGCCUGUGAGCUGCAGCACUUGUUAUUCUGACAAUGUCUGCUAGCUUAUCCACUCACGAGCUUUAUUAAAUCACCUUGGAAGAAUUGCUAUGAAGAAUGGAGUCGUCUGAGUGAACGUCUCGGCGUGAGUGGGUGUCUGCCGCCGCGCUUUUAGAGUCUGUGUUUGCUUGAAAGUAACAGGGAAUCGCCUCCUGUUUGCCCUUCAGUCAAAGAACAACAAAUUUCCUCUAAUGUGCACAUUCGUUUUCCUUUUUCUUUAGUGCAGCGGGAUGAGGCGGGAUUUCUGGUCCGGCAGAGUUUGUGAGAGCUGCACAUCGGAAUACCACUAAAGGGAAAAACAUGUCAACUUGGUUCUCCCAUCAAAUGAAGAGCGUGCACAGAUACCACUAACAAACAAAGACUGCAGCAAGGAUGUUUCAUGCUGUGUGUCACCGAGUGUAACGUAAAAAAAAAGUUGACAAAAAAGGGGGUUACUAAAAACCACAUUUGAAUGUGUAAUUGUGUCCUAAAGUGAGGAUGGGUACCGGAUGUGAACCGAGGGUUUUCCAAAUGUGUUGAGGGUGAAAGAAAGUCGGAAUUUGUGAGCAGAAUUUCAAAGAGGUUACGUCUCGGAGGCGGUUAUUUGGAAAGAGUGAGGGAUUAGCAGGUGAAUUCUUGAGGAAUGUUGAUAAGAAAUGUACACAGGAGAAGAGGUUGAGCAGUUUGGAGGCAGCAUGUGGAUAUGAUAAUGAGGGUGAGGCACGGCACACUUUUAUGACAGGGAGAAUAUUUCAGUCCUAAUGGCAAAUUGCAAAAAAAAAAAAAAAAAUCUCCAUUUUCCAUUUUCAUAUUUGAAGAAUCUGAAAAGCAAUUUUUUAUACAUUUAUCUAAAACCUGACAGGAAUUCUAAUUUUUUAAGUGCAAUAACAUGCACAGUUUUCAAAGUAAUCCUGAGUUGCAUGUAACUUAGUUAAGUACAGAAGUGCCAGAUACAGGUUUCUCCACCCCUUGAAAGCUGCCGGGCCUCACUUUGACUGUUUAAAGGAAUGCAACGGCAAGUUGUUUCAUGUGGAUUUUGCAAGUAGAUAAGGCAUGAACAAAGUAUGUUGUGGAGGAAAAAAUGAAUGGCUUCUCAAAAAAGUUCUAGAAUAAAGAAAGUUUAAAAAAUAGCAGAUGGAAAUCGUAGCUGUGCUGUCGUUGGAGUCAAAAAAUCCCAUUUAAAAUUGUUGCUCUGGUCCAAAAAUCUACAAUUUCCUGCAUUACCUUCUACAGUUUGCAUGUGUGUAAACUUGUGUGAAUCAUUGAUAUUUAAAAAAGUAAAAAAAAAAGCAUGUGACUCAAACAAAAAAUGUAUAUUAAUAAUAAAAGUCAAACUGCGAUUGCUGCAAAAACUUUCUGAUACAAAGAAAAAAACAUUAAAACUCCAUUGUAGACUUCAUGAAAAAUAUUUGCAAUAAUAAAUAUAAAAUAAUAAUAAUAAGGUCACACACAUAAUGAAAAAAAAGAAAAAAAGCUUAAAUGGAAAAUUAACAUUUUCAAAAACUGGAAAAAUGUUCCCCCUCCAGGUGUUGUCAGUCACCUCAGAAACUGCAGUUUAGACAAGCUCUGUGAAAAUCUGUGGAAUUUACAGAAUGUUAAACCGUUGAGAUAAAGUGGUUUAAUAAAGCAUCAUUUCAUUACAAAAGUUUGAGAAUCCAAAGAUACAUUGCAUUACCUAAAAUGUCUCAUUGUAACAAACGACUCACUAAGACAUCUUUAAGUAAGUGUUUUUCAGAACCUGCAACGAAAAAAAAUUGAGCUAUGAAUCAUUUAAUUUCAACCUUUUAAUGCAUUUUCCCUUAAAGUUUGAUCUGAGCAUUUUUAGAGAAAAUCUAUAAAUUAAAAAUGAAAAGUUAAACACAUUUGUUUAAUUCUCUUUUCAUUUUUUUUUACUUUGAUUUUGGUGCUUGACUAAACAAACUGUUUAUAAUUGUAAUAUUAAUUUAUGUGGCGCCAAAUUAAGAUGUGUUCAAUGUUUUUAAGUUGUUUAUUUAUUUUUUUUACGUGUUUGAUCUACAGUAAAAAGAGGGUUUUUCUAUGGAGUGCAAAGAGUUUUACUGUUGCAUCCUGGGAACAGUGCUGUGUUUCCAAUCAAUCUGUUCAGGAAUGGUCCAAAUGGGGGGUGGUUUGGAUUUAUAUCAUUCCAGAGAAAACUGCAGUUGGGCUUUCAUUUUUUCAAAUCUGCCUGUUUGUGUUAGUAGUAUAUUUGUACAAGUGUCUGUGUCGGUUUGUCUUUUUGUUUUGGUAAGUUUUGUCUAAUCUUAGGAAGUGGAUAAUGCAUAUUUAUUUUUCUCCUGUCAUUUUGUCUGCAUUGAACGUAUCAGCUCUCAUAAGUGAAAUUCUUCCAGCCAGAAUGCCACUGUGCAGCUCAGCUGUGUUUUAGGUGACAGAUGCAAUGAGUUCCUGUGAAAACAGCAGAAUAACUCCGUCGUGCUCGUGCCUUGGUGGUCAUGUAAGUCUUCCAGGAUUGUUCCACAAAGGCUUUCUCCUGCUCUCUCAGACUGUUGACUUCUCCGUCUCUCUAAUCAAUCCUCUCGUCUUCCAGACAUACAAAUACUUUUCUUUUUGAAGGAAGGAAAAAAAACAGAAGAAGCCAUAAGUCAAAUGAGCCUUGGCACUGGUCAGCCGCUGAGAACAGGCCUGACUCCUCAGGCUCCCUGCCUUCACGAGUGAGGGGAGGGGUUUAAAGAAACGCUGGACUCCUCAAUAUUGAACAGAAGAUCACUUGGUUGCAGCUUUUUCUGAACACUUCCAAAAAAGCAGCACGACAAAAGCCAGCAAUAUGCAACGAGAUCUAGCAGCCCAGACUCAAGGAGGGAAAACAACCCCACAAGGCUCUACAAUCGAAAUCUGCAGGCAACUAUUGCAAUUGUUUGUUUUUUUUGUUUUCUUGAAGCAUGCACUUGUGACUCCUCAAGGUUGACUCUCUCUCAAGAGACAAGCCCUGGAUUCACCCCCUCUCUCCAUGUCUGUCAUUUAACGUGUACAUUUCUACUACAACUCCUAUGAAUUCAAAGGAGGAGUCCUAUUCUGGAAUAUUAUUCAAUAAACAAACAUAUAUUUCUAUGAUUGUAAA
Molecule: messenger RNA, 5680 nt
Organism: Oryzias melastigma (Indian medaka)
Lineage: Eukaryota; Metazoa; Chordata; Actinopteri; Beloniformes; Adrianichthyidae
Gene: fgf11b
Product: fibroblast growth factor 11b
Exons: 5
Coding region: 933-1676 (247 amino acids)
Biological process (GO): positive regulation of gene expression; cell differentiation; animal organ morphogenesis
Cellular component (GO): cytoplasm
Molecular function (GO): growth factor activity; fibroblast growth factor receptor binding
Source: RefSeq, a predicted model, not a curated record